Molecule: messenger RNA, 579 nt
Organism: Symbiodinium sp. CCMP2456
Lineage: Eukaryota; Dinophyceae; Suessiales; Symbiodiniaceae
Source: the annotation of a GenBank genome assembly
AUGCCGCAGCCCUUCAUCUCAGCGCAGUGUGGGCUGUACAGCUGCGUAUGCGUCCUGGACCCUCAGGAUCAGUGUGGUGGAGCCCCAGAGCCAAUGAAUCCUGCUACAGCCGAGCCUCUCGUGGAUGCCCUGCCCUCCGACACGCUCGUCAAGCCCAAGCCCGCGAUGGCGGCGCAGGACAUGGCGCCCAUCCUGGAGGAUGACGAGGCCGAAACAGAGGAGAGCGCCCCAGCAGGCCUCCUGCAGACCGGGGGCUCCAGCUCCUCAGUCGCCCCUCCCCGCGCCGCCGCGCCCGCGCCACGCCUGCCCGGCCGGGUGUGGCCUUGGCCGCCGGUGCCGGUGCCCCGGGAGUGCGCAGGUGCUCGCCGGCAGCAUGCGCGGGAUGCCUUCAAUGUGCAGGAGCUCAUCUUUGGUGACGCCUUAGCCCAGCGGGACUUCAGUGACCCUGCCGUGGAAGACAUCAGCCAGCUGCAGAAUGACGAGGCCGCGAAGCUUCUGGGCUGGGGCCGCGGCAGCUUUCGUGCGCAGCUGCGGGACUUACAGGGUCUCUUGCGCGACGUCGAGAGUCGUGAGUACGAG